CGUCCCGCGCGGUCAUCUACUGAGGCCUGCCAAGGACGUGCGGUCGUGGAGGCCCAUCCCUUGGCCCCAACUACUUCAGCCGUCCUGUUCUAUUCCGCUCACGACGAGACUCGUAUCUCGACACACUAGGGCCGGGCUUUCAUCGGAGAGGACGCCGGAUAGCAAUAGAAUCCUGACCUAAAUAGUGCGACUCUCCGUUGAUUGCUGCGGAAACUCGGCCUUACACCGUUCUCCUUGAUCUAUCCUCCCGUUUUUUCCUGUGCGUUUGACACGCGUUGCGUAGUGUUAUCGUCAGUAGAACAAGUUCGAAAAGGAAUCCCAGUGAUAAACUCAUCCCAGCAAAUUCAAGGCGGAUAUGAGAAUUCCCUAAGCGGUUCGACUGUGUUUCUGUCUGUGUUGCUAUUCUCGUCAGAGAAGUGCAUUACCCUCAUCAAGAUUCCCAACGGGUGAUAUACAUACACAGGAAAGGGAAGAUAUCCCGUAAAGAAUCAAUAUGGCUAGAGCUAAACGGCGGAAAACCACGAAAAAGAGCUCCAAGGGUCGUAAUUUGGAUGAUUUGAAACAAGAACUUGACAUCGAUGAUCAUCAAAUCACAAUUGAAGAGCUGACAACAAGGCUCGAUGUCAACAUCCAAACAGGAUUGACUGAGAAAGAAGCAAAGUUCCGGUUGGAAAGAGAUGGCCCUAAUGCCCUCACCCCUCCACCCACAACUCCCGAAUGGGUAAAAUUCGGAAAGCAGCUCUUCGGUGGAUUUGCCAUGUUGCUCUGGAUUGGCGCCAUUCUCUGCUUUACUGCAUAUUCCAUUCAGGCUGGAACUUUUGAAGAGCCUCCAGAUGAUAAUUUGUACCUAGGGAUUGUGUUGGCCGCCGUCGUGAUCGUCACUGGAUGUUUUGGGUACUAUCAGGAAGCAAAAAGCUCCCGUAUCAUGGAAUCCUUCAAGAACAUGGUCCCACAGUAUGCCCUCGUCCGCCGAGCAAACCAUCUAAUAACUGUACGAGCAGAGGAACUUGUCGUUGGUGACAUUGUAGAGGUGAAAUUCGGUGACCGUAUCCCUGCCGACAUUCGCGUACUUGACGCUCGAGGAUUUAAGGUGGACAACUCCUCACUGACUGGAGAAUCUGAGCCUCAGUCCCGCACCCCUGACUUCACUAGUGCCAAUCCUUUGGAAACUCGCAAUCUGGCUUUCUUCUCUACCAAUGCUGUCGAAGGCACUGCUCAUGGGAUUGUAAUCCGGACGGGAGACGACACUGUGAUGGGUCGAAUCGCAGGGUUGGCGUCGGGUUUGCAAACUGGAGAGACCCCAAUUGCUAAGGAAAUUGCACAUUUUAUUCACCUCAUCACUGCAGUGGCCGUUUUCCUAGGAGUCUCAUUUUUCGUAAUUGCUUUCAUCCUGGGUUACCACUGGCUUGACGCUGUUAUCUUUUUGAUCGGGAUCAUUGUCGCCAACGUUCCUGAGGGUCUGCUUGCCACUGUCACAGUGUGUCUAACACUGACAGCCAAACGAAUGGCAUCCAAGAACUGCCUGGUAAAGAACCUGGAAGCUGUGGAAACGUUGGGAUCCACAUCGACCAUAUGUUCUGAUAAGACUGGUACUCUAACUCAGAAUCGAAUGACCGUCGCUCACAUGUGGUUCGACAAUCAUAUCAUCGAAGCUGAUACAACAGAGGACCAAUCUGGAGCGCACUAUGACAGGAAUGCUCCCGGUUGGAAGGCCCUCUCUCGAGUGGCAGCUCUGUGCAGCCGUGCUGACUUCAAAGGUGGCCAGUACAAUAUUCCCGUCCCCAAGAGAGAAGUGGCUGGGGAUGCUUCAGAGGCUGCACUCCUGAAAUGUGUCGAAAUAGCCAUGGGAGACGUUGCAAGUUACAGAAAGAGACACAAGAAAGUUUGUGAGAUCCCUUUCAACUCAACCAAUAAGUACCAGGUGAGUAUCCAUGAGACAGAUGAUCCGAAUGACCGAUCAUACCUUCUGGUGAUGAAAGGAGCCCCCGAGCGCAUCUUGGAACGUUGUUCCACCAUUUAUAUUGAUGGGAAGGAAUCUCCCCUGAAUGAUACGUGGAAAGAGGCCUUUAAUUCUGCCUACUUGGAACUGGGUGGCCUCGGAGAGCGUGUUCUUGGAUUUUGUGACUACAAGCUCCCCCUGGACAAGUUCCCACAUGGCUAUCCAUUCGAUGCAGAGGAGCAGAACUUUCCCUUGGAAAGGCUCCGCUUUGUUGGUCUUAUGGCCAUGAUCGAUCCUCCUCGAGCUGCCGUUCCAGAUGCAGUGGCGAAGUGUCGAUCGGCUGGUAUCAAGGUCAUCAUGGUCACUGGUGAUCAUCCCAUCACAGCCAAGGCCAUUGCCAAGGGCGUCGGUAUAAUCUCGGAGGGAAGUGAAACCGUGGAAGACAUAGCGAGUCGUUUGGGUAUCCCAUUGAUGAACGUAGAACCAGCUCAGGCUAGGGCAUGCGUCGUCCAUGGCUCCGAACUCAGGGAUAUGACAACAGACAUGAUUGAUGAUGUCUUAAGGAACCAUGCUGAAAUUGUGUUUGCCCGCACUUCGCCUCAGCAGAAGCUGAUCAUUGUAGAGGGUUGCCAGCGUCUGGGUGCCAUCGUGGCGGUGACUGGCGAUGGAGUCAAUGAUUCUCCUGCCCUCAAGAAAGCUGACAUCGGAGUUGCCAUGGGUAUUGCCGGGUCGGAUGUAUCCAAGCAAGCAGCCGACAUGAUUCUUCUGGACGACAAUUUUGCCUCCAUCGUGACUGGAGUGGAAGAAGGUCGACUCAUCUUUGACAACUUGAAGAAAUCAAUUGCUUACACUCUCACUUCAAACAUUCCUGAGAUUUCACCGUUCUUGGUGUUCAUCUUGGCUGACGUGCCGUUGCCUCUUGGGACUGUCACCAUCCUCUGCAUCGACUUAGGCACCGAUAUGGUUCCAGCCAUCUCUCUUGCCUACGAAGCAGCCGAGUCAGACAUCAUGAAGCGCCAGCCCAGGAAUCCUUUCACCGACAAACUGGUCAACGAGCGACUGAUUUCCAUGUCAUACGGCCAAAUUGGGAUGAUGCAAGCAGCAGCAGGCUUCUUCACGUACUUUGUCAUCAUGUCACAGAAUGGAUUCAAACCCACAAAGUUGCUUGGCAUUCGUCGCCACUGGGAUUCUCGGGGCAUCAACGACCUUGAGGAUUCGUACGGCCAGGAGUGGACAUACCGCGACCGCAAGAUCUUGGAACACACGUGCCACACUGCCUUCUUUAUCUCGAUCGUGAUAGUGCAGUGGACCGAUCUGAUCAUCUGUAAGACACGAAGAAACUCGCUAGUCCACCAGGGAAUGACGAACUGGGUGUUGAACUUCGCCCUCGUUUUCGAGACAAGCAUGGCAGCUCUCCUCUCUUACAUGCCCGGCACGGAAAAGGCCCUGCGCAUGUAUCCGCUCAAAUUCGUAUGGUGGCUGCCUGCCAUGCCGUUUUCCCUGGUCAUCAUUGUUUAUGAUGAAAUUCGUCGGUACUUCAUGCGCCGCAAUCCAGGCGGAUGGAUAGAGAAAGAAACCUACUAUUGAGAAGAAAACGAGAGAAGAGCUCUCUCAGUCCAUGUAGUUUAUUUCCGUAGUGGUGAUACGAGACGCCCUAUUCUUCUGCCAGAUCUCACAAAUUCCGCACACUUUUUUCUCCCCACUGUCUAUUCGUUCUCUCGUUCCCCCACGGUUUUCUCUAAUAUUUGGCAUAUCCAGUUGCUUCAAUCAAUUUGCUUUCUUCCUUAUCCUCACCUCCUUGCAAAUCAUCACAUUUCUGCUUACACACGACACGACCAAGGCCUUUCACGCUCGUCCGAUUCGAUUCUGUUCGUCACACAGCAUGAAAAGAUCUCAGGACGGGACUCGGGAAGCAACUGCAGCAGCAAAACCAUUUGUAUUCACAUCAAUUGAUAGCUACAAGGGGCUCGUUUCUUUUUUCACUGUCUCGGUCUCCUAAGCCUUCUCUUCCCACUGGUGCUAUUCUGCAAUCUCUUUUUCAAGUUUGUGUUUCAUAUAAAGAUCGAAAGUGAGAUUCUAAGAAAACUGGUGGUCGACCUUCUUUGGUCAUAUGACAGCACAAAUCCAUUUAUUGUUUUAUUUUACUCCCUGCUGAGUCUUGCUUCAAGAAUCUUGGUGGUCCUAUUCUCUUCCACGAAUCCUCCUGUCAUCAGUCUCGUCCCCGUGGUUCAAGAGGGAACGGCAGAGGAUAACAUAAAAUUGAAAUGCAUUUAUCCGCGCUCAUAUGAGAAGAAAUAAAUAAAGAUGCGAGGUUGAACAGAG
Messenger RNA from Darwinula stevensoni, 4261 nucleotides. The record is from the annotation of a GenBank genome assembly. Lineage: Eukaryota; Metazoa; Arthropoda; Ostracoda; Podocopida; Darwinulidae.